This is a messenger RNA of Amphiprion ocellaris (clown anemonefish), 4664 nucleotides long. It is a transcript of the gene ptbp1a, whose product is annotated as polypyrimidine tract binding protein 1a. Gene Ontology annotation, molecular function: mRNA binding. The transcript has 16 exons. Gene Ontology annotation, biological process: regulation of cell differentiation; mRNA processing; regulation of RNA splicing. Gene Ontology annotation, cellular component: nucleus. Bases 66 to 1796 code for a protein of 576 amino acids. Lineage: Eukaryota; Metazoa; Chordata; Actinopteri; Pomacentridae. The record is from RefSeq and is a predicted model, not a curated record.
GUAAGAAAAUCAAGCAAGUCUGCCGCCCUACCUUCGCUUCAGACCUGCAGUUUUUUUCUUGUGCAAUGGACGGCCGCCUAGACGCUGACUUGUACCCUCUGGGAUCCGGCUACGUCCCUGAAAUUGACAGUGUCCAUGACAUAUCAGUUGGCACAAAGAGGGGAUCCGACGAACUGUUCUCUUCCUGCAUAUCCAACGGACCCUAUAUCAUGAACUCAGCCAAUGGCAACGACAGCAAAAAAUUCAAAGGUGACGUCCGCAGUCCUGGUGUUCCGUCACGUGUGGUCCAUGUACGCAAGCUGCCCAAUGACAUAAAUGAGGCUGAAGUUAUAGGCCUGGGACUGCCCUUUGGGAAGGUCACUAAUCUGCUGAUGCUCAAAGGGAAAAACCAGGCAUUCUUAGAACUGAACAGCGAGGAGUGUGCACAGACGAUGGUGAGCUACUACUCCUCUGUCACCCCCGUCAUCAGAAACCACCCCAUUUACAUGCAAUACUCAACCCAUAAGGAGCUCAAGACGGACAAUUCCCCAAACCAAGUGCGUGCCCAGGCAGCUUUGCAGGCAGUCAAUGCACUGCAUGGAGGUGGGAUGGGAAGCGUGGCCAUUCCAACAGAUGCUGGUGGCAUGGGAGGAGCAGCGACCCAAAGCCCUGUACUCAGAGUCAUAGUGGAAAACCUCUUCUACCCUGUCACCCUGGAUGUACUACACCAGAUUUUCUCUAAGUUUGGUACCGUGCUGAAGAUCAUCACUUUCACUAAGAACAACCAGUUCCAGGCUCUGAUCCAGUACGCUGAUGGCAUGACAGCUCAGCAUGCCAAACUGUCUCUGGAUGGCCAAAACAUCUACAAUGCUUGCUGUACCCUGAGAAUCAGCUUCUCCAAGCUUACCAGCCUCAAUGUCAAGUAUAACAAUGACAAAAGCAGGGACUACACCCGACCAGACCUUCCCACUGCAGAUUCACAGCCCUCUCUUGACCACCAGACCAUGGCAGCUGCUGCAUUCGCUGCACCGGGCAUAAUCUCAGCCUCCCCCUAUGGUGGAGCUCAUGCCUUCCCCCCAACCUUUGCCAUCCAGCAGGCAGCAGGUCUGUCAAUGCCUGGUAUUCCCAGUGCCCUGGCGUCCCUGGGUGUGGGCCAUAGUGGCAUGGCGGCUGCAGCAGCGGCUGCUAGCCGGCUUGGCCUGUCAGGGCUCACUGCCACUGGGGGCCACAACGUCUUGUUGGUCAGCAAUCUGAACCCUGAGAGCGUUACGCCACACUGCCUCUUUAUUCUUUUCGGUGUGUAUGGCGAUGUGAUGAGAGUGAAGAUCCUGUUCAAUAAAAAGGAGAACGCUCUAAUCCAGAUGUCUGAUGGCACACAGGCUCAGCUAGCUAUGAGCCACCUAAAUGGCCAGCGUCUUCAUGGCAGAGCUAUGCGUGUGACAUUGUCGAAACACACGACAGUUCAGCUGCCCAGAGAAGGCCACGAGGACCAGGGCCUCACAAAGGACUACAGCAACUCGCCACUGCAUCGUUUCAAGAAGCCUGGCUCCAAAAAUUACUCCAACAUCUUCCCACCCUCUGCAACACUCCACCUCUCCAAUAUACCGCCUUCUGUGGUGGAGGAUGAUCUCAGGAGGCUGUUUGCCAGCUCAGGAGCCACAGUCAAGGCCUUUAAGUUCUUUCAAAAGGACCGCAAGAUGGCCCUGAUCCAGAUGGGCUCAGUUGAGGAGGCAAUUGAGUCCCUCAUUGAGUUCCACAACCACGACCUUGGAGAGAACCACCACCUUCGAGUGUCCUUCUCCAAGUCCACCAUCUGAGUGCCUUUCCUUCGACCGUUCAAGUCUUUUGCCAUCUGAAUGCAGCUAUUCUCAAGGUUGCCUUCAGUGGAAAUGGCCACCAUUACAUACUUAUGGCUGUGUUUCUUUGAAGAAUGUUGCUCCUUUAAUCCAUUUUACAAGUCAUUCCCCACCAGUAAUAGGUUUGGGUAUUAGAAAUAAUUUGUACUGUUUAUUGACACUGGUUCUGAUUACCUCUUCAAAGCCAGAAGGCAUCAAAAUAUGUUGAAAGACAUAAAAAGCUCUAUUUCCUUUUGGUAUAUGUUGUCGUAACCUAGAUAUUUUAAAUUAAAAUAUGGAAGAACUAUUUACCAUUCACAAAUUGACUGUUGCACCUUUGUUUAUAGUUGAGCUAGACAUGCUGACACUAGCUGAUUCUCCAGCAUUGUGACACGAGUACAUAACCCUGCAUUCGUGUGCUAUGCCACAGUAAGUUGGACAGACUUUGCUCAGUGCAGGGAGUAGUUUUUGUUUAACUCACAACUGUUUUUUGUGAUGUUUGGCUGCAUUUCCAAGUGCUAGGUCCUACUCAUAAGAAUGUAAACACUGUUCACAUGCAUUAAUGCAAGUGUAACAGUUGAUGGAAACAAACUUGCUCAGGAAUCAGCAAGUGGAAUCAAAGCAUGUUUCUUAUCAGAUCCAGUUCGAAGCAGGCUGCUGUUAACCAAACUUAAUCCUUGUUUUCAUCAAGUCUUAUGUGGGGUUCUGCUAAAUGGGCAACAUUCUGCAAUGAAACAUAUAUCUAUUGGAGGUAAAGUAGAGGCAGCUGAUGAACUGUCCCUUUAGACCAAAUCACUUUAAAAAGAAAAAAAAAAAGACACCCUCCACCACAGAUGUAUGCUUAUGUGGAUGAAUCGUAUCCGCACCAGACACACUUCAGCAUUCCUUUUACUAUGGUAGUCGUGUGGAAAUGCCCAUUUGUGUGUGCCUUUUUGAAAUGCCACUUCAGUUUGGCCAGUCAGUAACGGUUUGAGACAAAGAUUUAGUGUUGGCUCACAGGCUAUUCAACUUAUUUCCCAGCAUCCAUUUUUUUAAUUUUAGCUCAUAGCUACCCACCUUUUUUUCCUCUGGGGAUCCAUACCACUAUCAGAAGUCAUUCAAUAUGGACGCUUUUUUUUUUUUGCUGUCUUUAUCUACAGUUUCGUGCCUUGCUUUGCCCAAGCUAGAUCGCUCUGGCUUCAUUUGAUAAUGACAUGGCUGUCAAAAUGCCUUUUUUUUUUUUUUUUUGUCCAUGCCUUCUAGCAUGUACCAGCAUGCUAAGAUGGGGAAAAGUGGCUCAUUUAAUCUUCUGUUUCUUUAAAAACACAAAUGUUUAUCUUUGUAUGCAUAUAGCCCCAUUAUAUGUAUCUAGAAACUAUGAAUGUAAGUCAAUUAGAUGCUUAAUAUCCUUGCUAGGUGAUGUAGCUCAGUUAGGUGUAUCGUGGCAGGUGUAGAGCUGUGUUCAGCCUUCCUGUCUUACAGUCCUCUUUUACUUCCAAUUGGUCCUCUCAGGAUAAUGGGAGUUGGGGCCUCAUUUAACCUUAUUACGUUUAUCUAUAUGUGGACACCUAUAUAUUCAUUUAUCUUUUCUUUUUAAUGUUAGCAUUUACACAUGUAUCACUUCUAAGCUUAACUGAUACGUAUUUGUAGUGGCUGGGUUUGAUCACUAUCGCAGUGCCUUGACUCCUUAAGUUUUUAUUCAGAGGCUGAAACAGGCCUGGUCAGUUGACUUUGUUUACCUCUCAUUCAGGUGUUUUAUCUUACCUGUCUGCAAAGAUGCCUUUAUCCAUUAUUUUCAGGUUGUUCUACCUGUGAGAGGGCAGCUUGGAGGCAUUUGUCAAUUGAUGACAAUGACAGUCUUGGACUGUGUUUAAAAACCCAGUAUAUAUUUUUUUUUGGUCUUAAAAUUCAGGAUACCAGAAUUACAUGGUGGGAUAGCCCUCACCCGUUCCCUGUUUGUGUGCACUUCUGCCGCAGUCAGGUUAUGUUAGUGCACUUUUCCUCAAUGAUAGGUCCAAGUUGGCACCAUCACGCUGAAGUCUUAUUCGUCGUCACAUUCCUGCGUGCCUCAAGCACCAGUUUCCACAGCCUCGACCACUGUAGUCUUGGACAUGAUACAGAUGCGCUCUGUCUUCUAUUUUUGUAAAAGAUUCUUAUGCAUGAUUUAACGAAGCUUCAUGUAGCUCCAGACGGUUAUUGCUGUUAAGGACCAAAGUAUGUUCUAUCCCUGCUGUUUUGUAGUGUUGUGAUUUCUUAAAGUUUUUUUUCCACGUUCCUGCUAUUCUACAAGUCCACAAGGCUUCAGUUCCUUUUUCUGUUCCUCAGAUGCCUUGGACAACAGUCACAUUAAGUUAAAAUGUCUUUUGGGUGACAACAUAUACUGUAUAUUGUACCCCUUUUUGUUUGAUUGACUUUACAAAGAGCCUACUUUGGUAGAGAUUGCUUUAGAAUGGAUACUUAAUUGAACCACAGUCCUAGCUGUGAUGUUGACAGUGUAGAAGAUUAUAUGCCUUUCAAUUUUGUUCAAAGCUUUUAUUUUUCUCUCCUUUUUAUAUGGGGGCGGGGUGGGGUUAUUGUAUGAAGCGGGGUUGAUGGUUGUAUAUAUUCAUGUUUUUGUACCACAAAAUCAUUUGGAUUAUAUCCACUUUACGUUCAAAACAUGUAUAUUUUGAUAAAACGAUACAGACCUAUUAAGCUCUCCUGAGCUGUAAAACAGAAAAAAACUUUUGUAACACAAAGACAUUAAACCUAUCUGAACACAGAAGUGUCUCUGUAUGUGCCCCACUCCCCCCGCCCCCCUUUUGCCAUUCUGAUCUUGUCUCUUGCAUCUUCUGCUGCCUUCAAUAAAUCUUUAGUUUGUUCCUUCUUUCA